Molecule: messenger RNA, 3150 nt
Organism: Chenopodium quinoa (quinoa)
Lineage: Eukaryota; Viridiplantae; Streptophyta; Magnoliopsida; Caryophyllales; Amaranthaceae
Product: TSL-kinase interacting protein 1-like
Exons: 14
Coding region: 274-2805 (843 amino acids)
Biological process (GO): pattern specification process
Cellular component (GO): nucleus
Molecular function (GO): chromatin binding
Source: RefSeq, a predicted model, not a curated record
ACCCUUAGAUAUUAGAAAACAAAAAAGUAACAUAUUCUCUCAUGGUUUAAAUAGAAGUCAAAGAAUUUCAAAAGAAAAAAAGGAAAAAAAAAAGGUAAAAAAAAAAAAAAAUCAAAAAUAAACUUUCAGAGAAGCUUUGCAGGUUGUUCGUCACCCCGGCUACCAUCAUCGUCACCGACGAUUCAGUUGUGAUUCGGAGGUUAUAUCGUCAUCGAUUGAAGUUAAAGAUUGGAGUACGUCAUGAAAGUGUAGAUAUCUUGUCAUGUUGUAAGUAUGCAGUCACCGGAAAAGGUUCCUUUACAAUGCCUUAAACAGCAUAGUCCUUGUACCGAUGUUAGUCACAGCGAAGAACCACCGACAAUAUCAUCCACAUCUGACAAUGGUGUUGCUUCACAGCCUGCAGCAAAACGACCAACCCGACAGUGGGCUGCGUGGACACGGGAGGAGGAGGAAAGUUUCUUCACUGCAUUGCGGCAAGUUGGCAAGAAUUUUGAAAAGAUCACAUGUCGGGUGCAAAGUAAAAACAAGGACCAGGUCAGACAUUAUUACUACCGACUUGUGAGGCGCAUGAACAAGUUAUUGGGUCCUGACUUGUGUUUGGAUGCCAAAAAUUCCAAAGACACUAAUGCUGCAAUGUUGCGCUGGUGGUCUUUGUUGGAAAAGUACAGUUGCAAGGCCUCAAAACUUCAUCUGAAGCCACGUAGGUUUAAAACUAUCGUAGAGACACUGGAAAACCAACUUAUGAAAGAUAGAAAGAAGAAUGUAAAGAAACAAGCACUUCAAGGGGAAAAUCACUCCUCUCCUUUGCCUACUGCUACAAAUCAGAACAAGUUGUCUGCCAAUGAUGCACGAGCUGUAAAAAUUGUUCUAGUUGACAGCCAGAAUGGUCAGAAAGUGAGCCCAGGAAAAGGGUCUUCAACACGACGUUGUUCUAGUAUUGGCGUUAUUCGCAGUAGCAAUAAAGGAGAGCCCUCUCAUAAAAAGCCAUCAAGGCAACGACGAAAAUCUGGUGCUGUUACUGCAGCUGCAAUCAAAAGAUGGGAGAAGGCUGCCAUGGCUGGUGUCUCCUUGGUUGCUGAUGCUGCUGAGCACCUGGAGCGCACUUCUGGUGAAAAUCGCACUUCCCAUCAAGGUCAGUUGAACUGUACAGAGCAGACUGAUUUAGGCCCUUCAGUGCAAGAACAAGUAAAUUUAUCAAAUGUUUCCAAAAGCAUGGCCAUUGAGGACAAUGUAAAAGCUACCAUGAAACUUAAACUACAGUUGAACUGCACAGAGCAAACUGAUUUAGGCCCUUCAGUGCAAGAACAAGUAAACUUAUCAAAUAUUUCCAAAAGCAUGGCCAUUGAGGACAAUGUACAAGCUACCAUGAAACUUAAACUACAGCUGUUCCCAAUUGAUCAAAUUACCAGAAAGGCACUAGAAAUGGACAAGCGUAAUCCUUUCUUGGAACUGACUUUAAGUACACGAAAGAAGAUAUCAUCCAUUCUGGAACAUCUUGAUCGUAAGUGGGGCAAUUCUAGUGUCGCAUCUGGGGAGCUCAUGCUUUUCCCAGCCAACAUUCAAAGAGAAAAUUUGGUGCGAUAUCAGAGAUGGACUCGAGAUUCUGUUGUAACUGCUGCUGAAGUUUAUGCCGUGAUUGGUAGCCCUGCAGUUUUCCGAUUGAGAUAUGGCUGGAUUUCUAGCACUGAGCUUCAAUCAGGCACCUCACAAACAACUUCUGUACCUGCAAUCAAUUUUGAUGUGCAAGAAAGUAGAAGACAGGAAGCACUUCGGGAACAAUCACUUCCACAAAUAGAGAAGAAGAGCAAUCUGGAAAUACUUGCUGAUCACUUUCUUGGUGAUCAGCAAAUCCUAGAAACAAAAAAAAGAGCUCUUAAAGAGUCAGCAGUCGCUACUUCUGGUGAAGCAAAUAAGAAUGCUGAUGUUGAACUUUCCAAUGAUAUCUUUGAGAUGCACAACUUAGGAUCGAGUGUAUUGUCAAAGAAAAAUGAACCUUGUGAUGAAUCUAAUUUUACAAAAUUUGAAACAUUUGUUGACCAGAGAGCAAGAAAGAGUAUGAGUUUGUCAACCAGAGAGUGGGCUGAUAGCCUUACAAAUGCUAGUGUCGGGGACUUGUUAACUGAAGAUGUAGAUGUUAUGGAUGCCAAUGGAGUUGAGAGUCCUGCUUUUAGAAGUUCUCAGUGUGUUGAGGCAAUUCCGUUCACUUGUGACUCAUUUGAUGCAGCAAUUGCUGCCCAUAUAUAUAGACAAAGCAAGAUUGGCUUCUCUGGAUCCUCUACACAUUCAUCAUCAAUUUGGGAUGCUGAAGAAACGCGUGAUGCAUUUUCAUUUCAGAACAGAGCUGUCCCUAACAACCAGGUUUUAGCGGCAACUUCAAUUGCUGGCUCUGAAACUUAUCAAACUAGUCCAGCCGGGACCGGCAAUAAAGUUCAGGAUGAAGCCAUGGUUAAGGGAAAUGUCUCGGAAGACCCAAUGGAUGAGUGUCCAUCUGAAACUCAUGAGACUGGGAAUUCUGCUAAAGAUUUUAGUAGUCUGACAGAUAUUUAUUGGCCUGACUCAUUAGGACCUUUAGAGCUGGAUAUACCUUCAUGUAAAUACUAUAGUGAAGAUCUAAUCUUAAGUGAUAGCCUGAGUGGCCUGAAUCGUCUUCUAGCUAGCAGCCUGGAUGCAUUCCAAAACUGCCCAUUCUUUGGCUUGGAUGAUAAACGACCUCCAUCGCCAACUACCGGUACUCAAGGAGGUGCUUCCUUCGCUGGUAAAAUUGAUAAAAAUGAUAAAGCUGGAGUGCAAUCUCUUCAAGUAUAGCAUUUGGUGGGUAGGAUUUAUGAUCUCAGUAGCUUUUCUUUCAAUUUGCAAGGGAUGAUCUUGGUAGCUUAUCUAAGGCUUCAUCAAUUCUGUCAUGCUCAGAUCAAUUUUAAUCUUUCGUUUUUUUGGGGGGUUAUUUGGGGCAAGGGCCGAGGGUUGCCUGUGGUACAUAUUUUCCUUCGCUCUGUACAAAAGUGGCAUGUGAAGGACUAUACAGAACUGUGUUCAAUUUUGAUGGUGUUGCACCACUGUACAUGUAUUUCAAAUUGACUUUUAUGGAAAUAUUUCAGGAACAUGUAAUAAUAAUGUUUUCCUUCAAAUCAAUAUACGUAGUAUAUUUUUUUU